Molecule: messenger RNA, 7188 nt
Organism: Hypanus sabinus (Atlantic stingray)
Lineage: Eukaryota; Metazoa; Chordata; Chondrichthyes; Myliobatiformes; Dasyatidae
Gene: retreg1
Product: reticulophagy regulator 1
Exons: 9
Coding region: 1-1524 (507 amino acids)
Biological process (GO): negative regulation of neuron apoptotic process; reticulophagy
Cellular component (GO): endoplasmic reticulum membrane
Source: RefSeq, a predicted model, not a curated record
AUGCAGACCACACCCCGCCCUCGGCCAAUGGGCAGCCGAGGUGCCUCGCCGUCACAAACAGCAGGACAGUGGGAUGACGUCAGGGCGCGGGCGGCGGCGGCGGCGGCGGCGGCGCGAGUAAACACAGCAGCGAAACAGAAGAUGGCGAGUGCGGCGAUGCGGGGCGCUGAGGAAACGUCUGCCGUGGCCUUCAGUAGCCCGCCUCAGGGCGGUACGGAGGGGUUGUCAGAGUCGGUUUCACUGUGGGGUCUGAUCUUCAGCUGCUUGGAGACAGCCCUAAGCUGGCGGCGGCCGGGCUACAGCACACUGGUGUUCCUGGGCUGCAACGCUCUGUUCUGGUUUCUCGCUUUAACACCAUGGAGGCUAUAUUCUCUUUUUUCUUUGGGCUUCCUUUUGCUGGUUGUUACGGAAAACAUAAAGACUCUGAUUUUGUAUCUCAUGAAAGGGUGGAAGAAAAGCAAGAGCAUUGAUGAAAGCUGGAAAAUGACUGAAACUAAACAGGAGAAUACACCAAGGCUUAGUCAGUGUAUUACAGAGUCAUGGACGAGUUGUGCAGUGUUUUUUGAGGAAAUGUCCCAUUUCAAAAAGCAAAACCCUGGGAAGUUUUGCCUUCUUGUUUGUAGUCUCUGUACAUUUUGUGCUAUUAUUGGACGCUACAUACCUGGUGCUGUGGUAUCGUAUGUCUUGUUGUUGUGUGUCCUAUUGUGGCCUUUAAUAACCUCAUAUGACCUGUGGCAUCGUAUCUGCAACAGGGUUGAACCAGUUCUGCAGCGACUGGAUUUUGGUCUUAAGGAUUAUGUAAAACAUUUGCAAAGAAGAAUAGAAAUGAAACAGAAAGAAUUGGCUGAAAGAAAAUCAGAAGAUGAGAGUGAAGCAGAUACAUCAGCUCUUUGUCCCAUGAUAAGUACCUCAGGAGCUGGCAAAGAACUGUCUAUUUCAGACACAGAACUAUCAGAAACAUCCUGGACAGAAAAUGGAACUUUUAAUUUGUCAGAAGGUCAUACCCCACAGACAGAUGCAUCAGAUGAUUUAGAUCGUCCGAGUGAUCAUGAAGAAGCAUUUGCCAGAGAUCUUCCAGAAUUUCCUUCAAUAGAUAAUAAAGGAACAAUAAAUGAUGAUGAUGAUGACUCAAGUAUUGGCAUUCCAACUCCCCCGAUUCCCACUCUGGAAGCCGAGUCAUGUCAGGAAGACAUAGGAACUGCUGUGGCUGGUCUUGCCCUCAACUUGUCCAAUGAGCAAAGCCUUAACCUGAUCAGUACUAUAGCAAGUGAGGCCAUUGCUGUAGCUAUGUCAUCUGCUGUGAAAGGCCAGUUGCAGGCUACUGAAACCAAGCCCACCACACCACCACAGCUAAACUCAAGCGAAGAAACUGAUACUGAGGAGGGUGAUGACUUUGAGUUGCUUGAUGAAUCUGAGUUAGAGCAAAUUGAGAGCGAAUUAGGACCGGAUCAGGGCCAAGCAGCGAGACAUGAAGUCAAUGAUGGCAAAUCAGGCUUUCUCUCAAACAUACUGGGAGGUCAUUAAACCUUCUUUCAGAGCUGGAGAAUAAAUAUGCAGACCAUAUCUGAACAACAAAACAAACACAAGCUAUGGGCUUAUUUCCAAAAAGAGCCAGACUUCAAAAGUAUGAUCUUGUGUAUCUGGAACUAAGUGCAGCAAAAAGAUGAGAAAAAGUGAAAUAGUACUGCACAUUUAAUAAUCUAAAUAUUGAAGGAACUGAUUUGAUUUGUGUUAUUUGGUAUAAUGGGCCACCUAUUUUCUGUGUUGUCUGACUAUAAUCUUUAUGCCUUGAAUUAACAGCAUGGAAAUUAAUCCUGUCUUGUCAAUCUGAGUUAAUGACUAGCUUUAAAUGUUUUAACUGACUCAUAUGGCAAAUCUAAAAGUCAGAUAUUCAACAAACACAAUUUUUUUCUUUGAAUUCUGUGCAGAAACAGACAAUCAAUAGUCAGCUUCUUUCUGGCCUUGUAGCAAGUUGGACUGCUAAGAACACAAAGUACCACUUUUUGCAAAUAUUUGCUGUAUUCUAAGUAUUUUAUAAAGUCCAGUCCUAUUUGAAGUUUUUAAUUCGUAUGUUAUGGUAGCUUUGCUAUUUUUGUUGCACUUAAGUGGAAUGUUCAAAGAGAGCUUCAUAGAGGCAUGUUUCAAAAUUGAGAUUAAUAAUCCAUUUCCAUACUUGUUCUUUUUUCAGUUACAUAAAACCAAUCUGUACUGCACUUUCUGCAUUAUUGAACUGAGAUUCAAAGGUGAAAAUUAUCACAUUAAAGUUUGGUUUAAGUUCAAUAUUGCAAAUUAGUUUUUAUAUUUUUGUUUUGAUUAUAACACCUUAAAAAUUAUCCUUUGCACGUAUUUCACUGUAUUCUAAUAGGUAAUGAGCUUUACUCCAAAAAAUAGAUAACAGAAUUUUAUUUCUCUGCUUUGAACAGUUAUUAAUAGGUAUUAGUUUUUGAUGCCACUUUAGAAAAGGACACAUGUGAACACAAACAAAGUAAUAAGUGGCCUGGAUUUUAGACCAUAAGACAUAGGAACAGAAUUAGACCAUUUGGUCUACCGAGUCUUCUCCACCAUUCAACCAUGACUGAUUUAUUUUCCUUCUCAAUCCCAUUCUCCUGCUUUCUUCCCAUAACCUUUGACAUCCUUACUAAUCAAGAACCUGUAAACUUCUGCUUUAAAUAUACCCAAUGACUUGGCCUUACAGCUGCUGUCGCAAGAAUUUCAUAGAUUCACCACUGAAGAAAUUCCUCUUUAUUCCUGUUGUAAAGGGACUUAAUUCUAAGGCUGUACCCACCCACUAUUGGAAACAUUCUCUGCUCUUCCAUUCGAUCUGGGCCUUUCAAUGUUCAGUACAUUUCAGUGAGAUCCCUCAUUAUUCUUCUGAACUUAGUGAGCACAGGCCCAGAACCAUCUUACAAUCCUCAUACAUUAACCCUUUCAUUCUUGGGAUCAUUCUCAUGAACCUCCUCUGGACCAUCUUCAAUGCCUGCACAUCAUUUCUUAGAUAAGGGGCCCAAAAUUGCUCAUAAUGCUCCACAUACCAUUCUUGCUUUUAUAUUCCAGUACUCUCAAAAUUAAUGCUAACAUUUGCCUUCCUUACUAACUCAACCUGCAAGUUACCUUUAGGAAUCCUUCCCAGGUCCCUUUGCACUAACCAAUUUCUGAAGUCACUUCCAAUUUAGAAAAUAGAUUACUUCCACAAAGUGCAUGGCCAUACACUUUCCUCCAUUGUAUUCAUUUGCUACUUCUUUGCCUAUUCUCCAAGUCCUUCUGCAGACUCUGCUUCCUUAUCACUACCUAUCACUGCACCUAUCUUCAUAUAUUCACAAACCUGACCAUAAAGCUAUCAAUUCCAUCAUCCAGAUCACUAACAUAUAAUGUGAAAAAUAGAAAACCCAAUACUGAUCCCAGCAGAAUACCUCAAGUCAGGAGGUACUAACAAGAAAAGGCACUCUUUAUUCCCACUCUUUGCCUUCUGCCAGUCAGUCUUCUGUCCAUCCUAAUAUCUUUCCUGUAAUACCAUGGGCAUUUUCACCUGGGACAAGUUCUCUGGAGGAAAAGAUAUUGUGAAUGUAAAAAACAUAAUGGAAUAGAAUCUGCACACUUAUAUCCUGCUUGACAGUAAGGACUUAAGAGCUGGGUGAAUGGGGUCAGCUUGCUUUAAAAAAAAAGCAAUUAGUGGCAACGAGAGAGAGUAGGGAUAUUGGCACAAGGUUUGAUUGCUGUGAAUGGGGCCCCACUGCUGAAAAAUUAUCAAUUAGUCGUUGGUUUGUGGGGCAAGGGAAGUGAAGAUCGUAGGAUUCAAUGGUAGAGAGUGGGGUGGGACUAGUAGUUUGUAGAAAACAGAUAGUUUCCUAAGCAAUGAGUACUUCUAAGUGUGUUGGACCUCAAGGAAUCACACUUGAAGAAGUCUUUUCUGCACUUCAUCUAUUUUCAUCUCGCAUUUCUUGAGGUCUGGGAAAAGCAGCCACCUGGGGCUAAAAAUUGACCCUUGACAAAGAAAAAGGCAGGUAGCCCCAUUAUAAACACUUACUGACUAGCCUUGUUACCAAAGCAGUAUACGUGUUCUUCCUCCUUUUGUUCCAUCAGUAAAACCUCAUGUGGAUGAUUUUGUGAUGGCUUUGACUCCCGGUUUAAAUUCUGUCACAAUUUAACAUCUGACUUAACCCCAAACUCUUGUUUUUAAAAUGUUUUUCUUCCUACCUAGUUCAUCAUAAUAGAGCCUUACAGAAAAUUAAAAUGUAUACUUGAUUUAAAAAAAUAAAAUGCAUUUUAAAUACAAAAUUUUUCCACUGAAGUUAAAUGGUAAGUAAAUCUUACCAGCUUGGGGAUCUGUAUGUAAAAUUACUAAUCAUUUUAGUUGAUUAACUAAUAUUGGGUAGAAGUACAAUUUGAUUUUGUCAAAUUAUGCAGUUAUUUGUGUCAAAGUUACCUUGACAAAUUUUGGUUAAUCCCAUUUAACUUUCAAUUGAGCAUGGAGGAAUUUUAAGUCACUCAUAAACUAUCUUUUCUUAACAUCAGAAAAAACUAUCACACCUAAUUUGAGAUCCUUGUGUUGAUUUGUACCCCAAAAAAGUUUUAUAUUCAGUCAUAUCUUUUACACAAUUGGAUAAACAAACUUUUAGAUUUAUGAAAUCUUCUGGUUCAGUUGAAAGAAACGUCCAAUUGAUUCAAAUAUAGUAAAUAUAAACUUUAAGUACAAGUACAUUUGUAAUGAGAUAGUCACAAACAUUUCAAUUUAUAGCAUUAUUCAAGUAUUGUUUGAACAAUGGUUUCAAAAAAGGAAUAAAUUCAAGAAAACUAGUUCAGGUCUCUCAUCACCACAAUCCCCUUCCCCCCCACCCCACACUUUAUACCCCACCCUUUAUACCCUGAUCAUCACUUUCAACCCAGUUGAAUUGUUAAUCUUACUCUAAACCUACUGUAUCUUGCUUUCAUUUCUCCAUACCUCAAUAAUUCCUUAAAGCCAAUCCUGCUCAAUUGAGUAAGGAGUCUCUAUAUGCCCUUCCCAUAGCAUGCAUGGGAUUUUCCUGUGUGCUCUGGUUUCUUUCCACAGUCCAAAAACAUACUGAGUAAGUUAACUGAUCAUUGUAAUAGUCCUGUGAUUAGGUUAGGAUUAAUCAGGAUUGUGGGAUACUGGGGUGGUGCAGCUCGAAGGGAGGAAGGGUAUACUUCACACUGCAUCACUAAAUUAAGGUGGUACACAAAUUAACUGAUGAUGCACUGACAUUAGCGAAGAUAAUGAGAUUUAGCCAAAAUUAGUGAAAUGGUGUGUGUACUUGCUGCAGACUAAAUGAUAUGUCAAGUAAUUUUUACAGCAAAGCAGAGAAGAUUUAUUUCAUGUAGGUUUAGUUUCUUGUUCCAAGAUAUUUCAGCAAGAAACACUGAUCAAUUUUAUUUGCAAUUUUCAUCUUACAUUUCAUCGUUCUCUGACUAGUACCAUUCUGUGUGGUUUUGUUUGGAACACCAAUUUGUUUUUUUUAUAUAUUGACAUAGUCUAAUCCAGUGGACUAUUUGGGUGAAAUCUGUUUCUGGUUACAAUUAACAAUCAUUUAGCUAACUUUUAUUCCAUUUAAAAUUGGAAAUCUAAUAUUAAAACACAUUGAGUGAGAAAUUUGUCCUUGUACAAGGCAUGCUGUAGCAGCCUCUGCAAAUUAACUUGAUCUUCAAAGAACUGAAGCUUAUCAUAAUUUAACUUAUAGCUUUUGGAGUUAGAACUGACAUUGAAUGACUUCUGGCAAUUCUUUAAUCCUUUCACUAUCCUGGAUAUUUAUGGUAGUGUUCAGUAAUCAUGACUGUGAAGUAUUCAAGUAAUACAUUUGCUGUUUAACUCAAUAUUUUCAUUAUUAAAUACUUUACUUUAUACACAUACCAGCACUUCAUAGUGUGAUGUUUUGUUUGUUACUAAUGCCUUGAAUUAAAGCUCACUUCAGCAAAUGCAAACCAACAGAGUGUACUGAGUUAUGGUGGUGUGUAAGUUAUCAGAUGUUAUGCUGAUAGAACUAAAGAAACCCGAAACUUGGGAUGUAACCCAAAUUAUUGAAACAGUAAAGUUGCCGACAAGUUGAGUACCCCUUAUCCGAAAUUCCAAAAUCUCUGAAAUUCCAAUUUGUUUUGAUUGCUGACAUGACAUCACAAAUGGAAAAUUCCACAAGAUGCCGGGAAGGUUCCCAGGCAAUGUGCUGAUUCCUGCCCACCAUGGACAGUUCUGAGAAGUGACCUCACAUAUGUAAUGAAAAGAAAUUAUUGAAAAAUAGAAAAAAACUGCAUAAAGGGAAAAAUGAAGAUCUCAGUAGUGUAUUGAAAGAGUGGAUUCAUCAACGUCAGAGUGAACAUUAGCCACUUAAUGAUAUGCUGUUCAUGAAACAAGCAAUGAUUUAGCACAAUGAAUUGAAAAUUGAAGGUAAUGGUGAAUAUUCAGUAGACUGGGUUCAGAAAUUUAAGAAAAGGCACUGAAUUACUUUCUUAAAAAAUUGUGAUAAUGUAUCUGCUGAUUUCAAAACAGCAGAGAAAUUCAAUGAAGAGUUUGCCAAGAUUGUUGUUGAUGAAAAUAUAACAUGCUAAACAGCUGCAUCAGUACAUAUAUGUGAUGAACGAGUGUAAGACAAAGACUGCUUACAUAUAAAUUCAGUGUUGAAAAUGUUGGUGAUUCCAAGCUAUUUCAUUAUAUAUUCCAAAACGCCUCAGACCCCAAGCAUUUCAGAUAAGGGUACUCAACCUGUACUUGCAAGACUUGUCACUUUUAUCAAACUAGGGGUGAAUUUCUACCUCAAUUUGUUUUUUUUUAAACAAGAUGUGAACACAUUCACUUCAUUAUUUUGUUAGACAUCUAUAAUUUAUCUAAAAUUUGUGAUUUAAAAAUUAAGAUAAUUACUGUAAUCAAUGUGGGUGCUGGGAUGGGUAAGAGUAGAUUUUGACUAUAUUAAAACUGUUUGCACUUUAUAUGUGGUAUUUACUAAAAUGCACUUUCUAGCAACCAAACAUAAACCCAUAAUUGUUUUUUUUUGCAGGAAAGAGGACUAAUAACCAGAAACAGUGCCAUCAUAAAAUGUCUUAUUUCAUAAAAUAUGAAAAUGUCCCAUUUACUGCACUUUAUUAAAUAAUCUUUUGGUCCACAGGAUUUAAAAUUUUCAGUGGCAAAGACAUGUCCAUUAUAUUCAUUGGAUUUGAUAAUUAAAGCUUGUCUAAUACUGUGUU